Podarcis raffonei (Aeolian wall lizard) is the source of this 2951-nucleotide messenger RNA. RefSeq names its product zinc finger and SCAN domain-containing protein 31-like. The record is from RefSeq and is a predicted model, not a curated record. NCBI's taxonomy places the organism in Eukaryota, Metazoa, Chordata, Lepidosauria, Squamata, Lacertidae. The transcript is spliced from 4 exons. The coding region runs from base 231 to 1925 and encodes 564 amino acids. Gene Ontology annotation, molecular function: RNA polymerase II cis-regulatory region sequence-specific DNA binding; histone H3K4 methyltransferase activity; histone H3K36 methyltransferase activity. Gene Ontology annotation, biological process: regulation of transcription by RNA polymerase II; positive regulation of reciprocal meiotic recombination. Gene Ontology annotation, cellular component: nucleus.
GAGGCUCCAUAAAGCUGGUGGGGGCGGGCGGAAAGGGAGGUCAGUAAUGGACUCCUCUUCCUCGCUGGAGGAGUGGAAAUGGCUCCUUUGCAGCUUUGAGCAGGAUGAAAGGGCUUCCAGUUACGGACUUCAAGAAAGUAUCUCUGGAGGCUCUGAUUCAGGCGCAGGUUGCCUCUUCCUGUGAGAUUUGAAGGUUGGCUUCAACUUGGCUCGCCCCCCGUCGGAGGAAAAUGACUACAGAUUAUGAAUCCUCGUCAGCCUUUGGUCUCCAGUUUCAGGAUGCGCAGAUGGGACUUAAAAGGGAGACCCAGGAGGAGCUGUCAGCUCCCCCCCAGCCGGGAUCAGAGGAAAUGGGAGAAGCUCUUCGGCGUCAGUGGACAGCCCUAUCUGUUAAAGCAGAACCAGAUGUGGGUCUCUGGUCCCACCAAUAUGAAGCUCAGUUGCAGGAGUUCAUGAAGACAAAUCGGGCCCCUUGCUCCGGACAGGGAAUCCCACCUCUGCCAGAAACUGUUCUCUGCGUUGAUGCUAAAGUAGUUGCAGCAGAGCAAUUGGCCCAAAUCCUGCCGUGCGCUCAGAAACCGAGUCAACAGGACUCCAUGGUGCAAGGAGGAGGCCACAAGAGAGAAAGACAUGAUAUCCUGAGCGAGGAGGUCGCCGUCAGCUCAGAUGUACCCUGCCAACACUUUAGGCAGCUCAGGUACCGGGAGGCCGAAGGCCCCAGAGAGGUUUGCAGCCAGCUACGGGAUCUUUGCCACCGGUGGCUGAAGCCGGAGAGGCACACCAAGGAGCAGAUCCUGGAGCUGGUGAUCCUGGAGCAGUUCCUGACCGUCCUCCCUCAGGAAAUGGAGAGCUGGGUGAAGGAGCAUGGCCCGGAGACCUGCUCCCAGGCAGUAGACCUGGCAGAGGAUUUCCUGCUGAGGCAGCAAGAUGCUAAGAAAGAGGAAGAACAGGAGCACUUUCACGUGAUCACAGUCAGCUUCCCUGACGAUGAACAGGCUUUGUUGGAAACCUCACAGAGCCAGUCCCACAGGGAGAUCAAGCAGGAGGAUGAAAGGGAUUCCAGCUCCCCAACAGGUGACGAAGACAUGAAUGGGGUGCAUUUGGAGAAGGCUGAGCUUCGAAAGCUGAAGAAAAGCUCAGGAGACCAACGUGGAUCAAACAAGCGGAAAGAAAGAACGACGCAGAGGCGGAGAGAGAACUCUGUACUUCCUCAGGCAGGUGGCAUUGGAGGUCAACCGAGAAUCCCCACAGGAGAGAGCAGGGACGUGCCCGCCGUGUGUGAGGAAAGCUCGAGUGAUGCCACAGGCCACGAUGCGUUCUUAGGAGACGAGCCUUAUACCUGCUCCGCCUGCGGGAAAGCCUUCCGUCUCAAGUCAAGCCUCAAAAGACACUGGAGAAGCCACACGGGCGAGAAGCCGUAUACCUGCUUAGAUUGCGGGCGGAGCUUCAGCUGGAGGAGCAGCCUCACCACACAUCAGAGAACCCACAUGAGCGAAAAGCAGUACAAAUGCUCCAAGUGCGAGAAGACCUUCCGCUGGAGCCAGAACCUCACGAGGCACUGGAGCAUCCACACCGGGGAGAAGCCGUACAAGUGCUCCGACUGCGGGAGCAGCUUCAACCGGAGCCAGAACCUCAUCACUCAUCGGAGAAUCCACACGGGAGAGAAGCCGUACAAGUGCUUGGAUUGCGGGAGCACCUUCAACCGGAGCCAGAGCCUGAUCACGCACCAGAAAACGCACGCGGGAGAGAAGCUGUACAUCUGCUCAGACUGCGGGAAGACCUUCAACCGGAGCCAGAGCCUCAUUGCUCAUCAGAGACUCCACACAGGGGAGAAACUCUACAUGCUCCGGAUGAAAGGAGAGCUUGCGGGGAAAAUGCAGCCUUCUCAGACACGGGUGGAUUCGCACACUGCGGACAUGAUAUAGUAGGGUUGCCAUAUUCCAAAAAGCGAAAAUCCAGACACAGAUGUUGUUGAGCAAGAUCUCCCCGCAAAAAAAGAGAAUGUUUUAAAGCUAUUUUUUUUUAGCAAAUUUGCCAAAAAACAACAACACUGCUGAUUCGAGCUGCCACGUGUCCUGAUUUUUCUGGACAUUUUAACUGAUUUUUGAAAAUUCUGCCCGGAUGCUAUUUUCAAAAGACAAAUCUUGGGAAAUUUCGUAUGUAUGACAGCCCAAUGAUAUAGGCGCUCACAGCCGAGGGGGAAAGAUGGGUUUGAGUUCCACCCCUUGUUUAGAUAGGUACAAGGACACAGUGGGAAAUGAGUGCCAGAAAUGUUCAUUUAAGUCAGGGUUUCUGAUGUGUCAGCCUGAGGGUGCUGGUAUACCCACCGGGAUCUCCUGUGGUGCCUGCAAAAGUUCUCUGUAAAUAUCCCCUCAAAAAUCCACAAUGCACAAAAGACUCUUUGCUCUUCCUACUCAGUUCCUGUUUGUACUGACUCCGCCUCUCCUGCAGUGAACACACCCCCUUUCAAUAUGCCCAAGUUCCAUUGGACGCCAGGACUGGAUGCCCGCCUUCCCUUCCAUUCUGAACAGGAGAGAGGUGCAAAGAUCGGGCAGCUGACGUGGAGGCAUGCUUCCAUCAUUUGGCGAUCCUGUCUCUCCUCCUCCCAAUGCUGUUAGAUGUGGCAUUUGUGUGUGUGUGUGUGUGUUAUAGCAAACCCUCCUGCAUGCAGCAUUUUCUCUAAAAGUCAAGGACUCUGUGCAAACCUCUCCUUCUGUUGAGUGAUCAAGGCCAGUGAAUGAGGACUUGCUAAGCUUGUGUAGCAUAGUGGACACGGGUUCAAAUUUUGGGAUGGGGAGGCCCUCUUCGAGAUGUCACAUUGACAGCGAACACUACUUAGCAGAGCCCGACCUCACACAAACACCCCUCCCCAAAUAUGAGUGCAGUAUGCUGGAAAUAAAACUGUUGUAUGUUAGUUAAAAUAAUAAAUUGGAUCAUCCCUGAAAGCUGAA